This is a messenger RNA of Eleginops maclovinus (Patagonian blennie), 2195 nucleotides long. It is a transcript of the gene saga, whose product is annotated as S-antigen; retina and pineal gland (arrestin) a. The record is from RefSeq and is a predicted model, not a curated record. Gene Ontology annotation, biological process: G protein-coupled receptor internalization; signal transduction. Lineage: Eukaryota; Metazoa; Chordata; Actinopteri; Perciformes; Eleginopidae. The transcript has 15 exons. The coding region runs from base 19 to 1272 and encodes 417 amino acids. Gene Ontology annotation, molecular function: G protein-coupled receptor binding. Gene Ontology annotation, cellular component: photoreceptor outer segment; photoreceptor inner segment.
UUAAUAAAGACUGACUACAUGCUUGUCUCCUUCUUUUCCUCAGGCAUCACUCACCCUCCGCCCUCCAUCAGCUCCAACAUGAGCCCAAAAAAUGUGGUUUUCAAGAAGAUUUGCAAUGACAAGUCGGUCGCAGUCUACAUGGGGAGAAGAGACUUUGUGGACCAUGUGGAUUCUGUGGAUCCAGUGGAUGGCGUCAUCCUCAUAGACCAUCAGGCUCUGCAGGGCAGGAAAGUGUUCGUCUCCCUGUGCUGCACCUUUCGAUACGGCAGGGAUGAUAUGAACGUCAUGGGGGUGGCUUUCCGCCGGGAGCUGCACCUGUCCAGCCGGCAGGUUUACCCCCCGCUGCAGGACCGGGAGAGCUCCAUCCACAGCCGGACGCAGGCCAAACUGCUGCGCAAGCUGGGAGACAACGCAUACCCCUUCUUCUUUGAGUUCCCGGACAACCUGCCUUGCUCGGUGGCUCUGCAGCCAGGGCCAAACGAUUCAGGAAAGCAAUGUGCCGUGGAGUUUGAGAUCAAAGCCUUCAGCGUUGAGAACCUGGACACUAAACCCCGCAAACGGAGCACCGUGACGCUGACGAUCCGGAAGGUGCAAUACGCUCCGGACAGCGAGGAGCCGGCGCCAUCUGCGGAAAUCAGCAGGGAGUUCGUCAUGUCGGACAAACCGCUGCACGUCAAGGCCAGCCUGGACAAAGAGAUGUAUUACCACGGCCAGGCUGUCAAAGUGAACGUCAGCAUCACAAAUGACUCGAGCAAACACAUCAAGAGCAUCGUCGUCUCCGUGGAUCAGAUCUCCACCGUGGUGUUGUACUCCAACGACAGCUACGUCAAAUGUGUGGCCCUCGAGGAGCCUGGGGACACGCUGGCUCCAGGAGAGAGUCUGCAGAGAGUCUUCACGCUGCUGCCUCUGCUGGCCAACAACCGCGAGAGGAGGGGCAUCGCUCUGGACGGGAAGCUGAAGCACGAGGACACCAACCUGGCCUCGUCCAGCAUUAUCAAAGAGGGAGUCCUGAAGGAGGUGAUGGGGAUCAUGGUCUCAUACCGAGUCCUGGUGAAGCUCGUCAUCGGAGGGAUGAUGGGAUCGAGUGAGGUCGAUCUGGAAGUUCCCUUCAGACUGAUGCAUUCUAAACCUGACCCAGUGAAGGAGAGUGAGAUGGAGGAGGAGAUGGAGUUCCAAGAGUUCAAGCGCUCCUACCUGAAGGGGAUGAUCGAUGACGACGAGGACGAUGGAAACGUGUCGGCCGGUGACGACAUUGCACCCAAAGAGAAAUAAAGAGACGGAGCUGGCUGAAACAAAAACAGCCGCCCCUCAGAGUUUUAGCCGGAACAAGUCAAGGUUUUAUUCAAGGACCAUUUCUCUGAUUUUGCAUUCUCAGUCACUCAGCGGUACGAAGAGGAUAACAGUCAGAAACCUCUGUUUUAAAGGUUAUGACAACAGCUUCUGGAAAAGGCAGAAUUCAGAGAUUUUCUGAAAAUAAAAUAUUGCAGAUUUCUUUCAGAAUAUUUUUCAGAAUUCUGACUUUUUCUCAGAUUAAAGAACUCUUUUAAACUUUUCAUCACAUCCCAACAUGUUUCCUCAUGUGGCCCUAAUCCUCUUCCGUACCCUUGGGUCGAAAAGCCUCAAAACAGCAGAAAUGACCAUAUAAGGAGAUGUCUACACGUGUAAACACAUAGGAACAUAUUGAUGUACAUUUAAUACCAGAGCCAUUCAAAGAGGCUUUAUCUGAUCUGAUCUGCAAAACCACUGAUGUGGUCUUUAAGUUAUACAUCUUUGGGAUGUAUUAGUACUUCUGUUGUGGUGUAUUAGUACUUCUGUUGUGGUGUAUUAGUACUUCUGUUGUGGUGUAUUAGUACUUCUGUUGUGGUGUAUUAGUACUUCUGUUGUGAUGUAUUAGUACUUCUGUUGUGAUGUAUUAGUACUUCUGUUGUGAUGUAUUAGUACUUCUGUUGUGAUGUAUUAGUACUUCUGUUGUGGUGUAUUAGUACUUCUGUUGUGGUGUAUUAGUACUUCUGUUGUGGUGUAUUAGUACUUCUGUUGUGGUGUAUUAGUACUUCUGUUGUGGUGUAUUAGUGAUGCAGUUACAGAAGAGAUGCUGAAGGCUAGCAACAAGUAGGUGUUGUUGAAUUGUGUUACUUUAUGACUUGAAGUAACACAAUUCAUAAAAAUAAAGUGUAAUAAAAGAAAGUCAAAUGAAA